This is a messenger RNA of Staurois parvus, 327 nucleotides long. The record is from the annotation of a GenBank genome assembly. NCBI's taxonomy places the organism in Eukaryota, Metazoa, Chordata, Amphibia, Anura, Ranidae.
AUGUAUGUGAAAUGGUUUGAUACAGGAAUGUUAUACUAUGUGAUUUUAGUGUAUUUAGUGAAUGUCACUUUUACAACUUUCACAUUUCCCGCCAGUUCUGUCCCCCGUACGUCUCUCGCAGGGAACGGAAUCCGGAAGACAGAUGCCGGCAUCAGCGGAAGACAUUACAGGGGACACUGCAGGGGGGGACAUCGCGGGAGCGCAGGACAAGGUAAGAGAAGAACAGAUCCAUGAGCAACGCUGCAAUGUAUUCCCGAGUGUAGCUCGGGCUCGGGUAAAGUUUUAGUACCAAAAGCGGUAACCCCCGAGCUACACUCGGGCUUACCU